Molecule: messenger RNA, 252 nt
Organism: Sphenostylis stenocarpa
Lineage: Eukaryota; Viridiplantae; Streptophyta; Magnoliopsida; Fabales; Fabaceae
Source: the annotation of a GenBank genome assembly
AUGGUGGCCGCGGGUUUGGGUCGCUCUGUGGUUAGCUUGGUGGAGGCGACCACAAUGGCUACAAAUACUGGGCUGAUGCUGGGUGUGGGCUAUGAUGGGGGUGGAACGACUGGGACCCGUGGUGGCUGGCGCGGUGAAGAGAAGGUGGACGGGGGUGCCCUGUGCGAUGGUUCGAUGGAGGUGGUUACGUGUGCGGUUAGGGGUUGGCGGUGGAUAAUGAGGGAGGUUUUGAUUCGGGUUGAGGGUGAGUGA